AUGCCACUCACGAGGCACUUGAAGAAAUCUGACACGUGGGAGAAUCACGGCCAUCACGUGAACGUGGACUACACCCCUGAUCACGUGAUGAAAUCAGAGACGUUCAAGGAUCGUACGAACUAUGAUCCAGGGUCGUCACUGAGUCCGUCACCGAGUUCGGGGAAGGUUCGAAGAGAGCCGUCUCUGGGUCAGGACGAGUUGAACCGCCGAGUUGAAGCGUUCAUAAAGAAGUUCAAUGAUGAAAUGAGAUUGCAGAGGCAAGAGUCGUUGAAUCAGUAUAUGGAGAUGAUUAACCGUGGAGCCCACUAA
Messenger RNA from Ilex paraguariensis (yerba mate), 309 nucleotides. The record is from the annotation of a GenBank genome assembly. NCBI's taxonomy places the organism in Eukaryota, Viridiplantae, Streptophyta, Magnoliopsida, Aquifoliales, Aquifoliaceae.